Ostrinia furnacalis (Asian corn borer) is the source of this 3859-nucleotide messenger RNA. RefSeq lists its product as uncharacterized. The coding region runs from base 228 to 2816 and encodes 862 amino acids. The transcript has 2 exons. NCBI's taxonomy places the organism in Eukaryota, Metazoa, Arthropoda, Insecta, Lepidoptera, Crambidae. The record is from RefSeq and is a predicted model, not a curated record.
CCGAACAGCGCUUCACGUAAUCACGUCCUCCGCCCACCUCCCGAGGCCCCCCGAGCCUCGGCAAGCAAGCAAAGCAAUCUGUCUGGCACUUUGUUCGAGAGGCCGGUCUUGUUGCAAAACAGUCCGCUUUGUUGAUAAAAAAUAACUGUGUAUGUGCAAAUACCAGCUACUUCCACGGUUACCAAGCACGGAGACCAUCUCAUUGGAAUCACAUAGAAGGCUUCAACAUGGCAUCAGUGGUGUUAGAGGGUGAGAAUCUAGGAGAAAGACAUCGUCACUUCAACAGCUUAGUGAAAAAAGCCAUAGCCGAUAAAACUGCGUUGGAACCCAUCAACUAUGACGACCCAGACGUCGACAACCUUUUGAAGAUUGACGUCGCCAGCACUACCAGAAAUGUGGAGUACGUACUACAGGUCCUGACAUCCGAAGACAUGCUGUACGUAUCUAGGGCAAUCAAAAAAUGCACUUGGCUCAUAACCGAUGACCAGUACGCUCACAUCAUCAACCCUAAAUACCUGAAAGAUGAACUUUUCCCAAAAAUGACCUCUAAGGGUAAGAGCAAAUUGAUUCUCGCCAUAAGACUCCAUCUACGGGACCCAGCACGCGUUGAAGCGUUCUACGAAUUCUACGCUGACGACUUGCAAAUAGCUCAAAAAUGGCUCCCAUACUGCUCUCCAGAAUUCAUAGAAAACAUCGUUUCGAAGCACGCACGCGAAAUCAAAUCUCAAACGUUAAAACGCCUGUGUGAAAUUUCCUUCAAGUACUUCAAAAUAUACGCAACAGCUGAAAACACCGGAUAUUUCAGACAAGACCACCUCAAAAUUACAAUGUUUCUAUUGAACGAUCACACUGAAGAAUAUCUUGACAUCAUAGAAUCGCUCAAGAAAUAUGAUGUCCCAAAAUUUAAGAGCAAGGCCACUGAAACAAUAAUGCGGAAGUGCCACGACAGAAUCGUAAAAAACUUCGUGAAUUAUGCUUUCUGCAUCCACCUUCCUACUUUCGCCAAACAUUUGAAGAAGGAGAUAAUUGAAGAUUUUCUAACUCAGCAGGCUGAAAAUAAGAAAAUGAAACAUUGGGUUAAAUUCGAAAACAUUAAACACUUCGUUCAAUACUUACCGAUUGACAGGAGGUUCGAAUUUGUUAGGAAACUAUUCAUUGAUAAAGAGAAAGAGGAGAAUAAAUCGGAUACUGUAAAUCUAGAAGACGACGCGUUUUGUGACGACGGUGGAGCACAACCUCGCAUGCAACUUUGCAGCAUGAAGUUGUCAUCAUCAAGGCACAUCUCGGCUAGCAAUGCUCAUAUUUACCGUUGGUAUCGCUUUGCUCCAUUUGAAUCGGCUUUUAAUGAUUUGAAAAAGUUGAUUCGCGCCGAAUCAAAUCCUGCUGAACGCACUGCUAUGCUGUCAAUUCUUUUACAUUGCACCAGACGCAAUCCACGACAUAUUCAAACUCUCUUGCAAUUUUAUCGCGAAAAGCAUAUUAAUGAACCUUUUAAGUUCAAAGUUCAAUUUGCAAACACCUUCAUAUCUUUGAACGCAAUACACCAGUUUGAUGAGAACACAUGGAAUACUCUCAAUGACAUAUUCACUAGUAUGGAAGUUUACAUAGAAUCUGAAAACAGUGUACCGUUCUGUGUAAAAGCGAUUAUAGUAUACAAACUCCUUCACAACCAAACCAUCCCUGAAAUAAUUGAAAAGAAGCAUACCUUUGAUACUUUUGAAGAUUAUCGAAAGAAGCUUAAUGAGAAAGAGCAGAAUAUACUGUUUGAUUAUUUAUAUAAUCUUGAACUUAAAAAGCUAAACAAAGAAGUUACAAAUGAAGUAGAUAUGAUUAUUACCAUUGGAGCUUUGAAUAAUAUUCUAAAACUGGUUACAGCUUGGAAAAAGAGGGUCGAAGAUUACCCUAAAAUAUUUGAGACCAUUAGGUAUUUGAUCACAAUUAAAAAGGAAAAAUCGUGGAAAACUAGCCUUUCGGACCUAUAUCAAGCACAGAAAUUACUGAGGCGAAAUCUAUUUGAAGAUUCCCUCGCUUUAAAGCAAACCGAUGAAGUGUGUGUUAACGCGCUGAAGCACGACCCUGGUCUCUUAGACCGCUACGAAGCUGAAAUUGCAGCAAUGCGCUCAAAUGACGCCAUUUCCUUGAGGAAAUCACUGGGAAAACUGAGGAUUUAUUGGGCGAACUCUUUAGCUCAAACAUGGAUUGAAGCAUACAAAAAUCAACUUGAGAAGCCGAACGGUCAUAAGGCUGCCAUAAAUGGCAUAUGCAUUCUUUUACCUCGUAAGCAGUUUUUCGAAGUGGUCGCAAAUUAUGCUCCAGUUGAAACUAAAAUUAAUUGGAGUGACACAGACGCAACACUGCUAAGCUUAAGGAAGAAUAUAGCCCAGCAAAUGCAAUUUGUUAGACCACCACCAAAUCUAGAAGGCAUUUUGACUUAUGCAAAGGAAGACUACCUUCAGUAUGCGCUGCCUUCUCUCAAUGCCAUUUUGUACAACAUGAGUUCCGCUAAUACAUCAGAAUGUAUUCAACGUCUGGUGAACGCGCCAGUUUCAUUGCAAAAACAUGGCAUACGGCUUGCGUUUAAUAAAUUGCAACUUUCCGAAAUCAAAGAUCUCAUUCAUAAUAUUUGGAAAAAUUCUAAAAACUCUUCUAUAAAAACGGUGUUGUUCAAACAAACGUAUGAUCUUUUGAUUAAAGAAAAAAAUGAAUCAAACAUCAACCAAAUUUGGGAGUUGCUCAGCAAUUUCAUUGAUAAGUUAUCACAGGAGGAGAACCGGANCAAUACUUUUGGCCAAGGCUGUAUAUCUCACACUAGGUAACGUAAAAAGUUUGCCCAUGUCUGUACGACCUGCAUGUUUCGUCAAAAGUUAUUUAUAUUUGAUAUCACUCCCCACAAAAGCAAACUGUGAACCGAUCAUAAAAUCCUUAGAAAGUCAAGCUGUUGACUUUAUUGAGCUCCUGGAACCGGCUUUUGUAGAAGACGUGUUAUUGAAAUCUACAGCAGAACUUAUGGCCGAGACAAAUGUUUAUGAUAUGAAGCUUACGACAAGAGUACGACUGCUUACGUCAUACAUACUUUCGAUCAAAGAUGAAGAAACACAAUAUAAAAAAUAUGAAAAAGUUUUACACCCGGUCUUGGAGAGCUGUUAUAAGUCAUGGGGACAGAAGAAGGAUAAAUCCUAUGUGGUUAGGGAUAACUGCAAGGUUCUGCUAAAAGAUCUUCUAAUCUACACCAAAAAACAUAUACAGAAGACGGCUACAGUCCCGGCAAAAAUGUUUAAAGAUAUUCAAACGAAAAUUGUAGCUGCAUUGGCACCUGAAGAAAAUUAUGCAAUAUUGUCUUAUUGGAAUAUAACAGUUUUAUUUGUAGAAUCUGUAGCCAAGUAUUUGAAAGACCUAGAGAAAGAAAGUUCAGCCAAAAAAUCUGGUGAUGAGCAGGUAAAACUGAUGAAGACGCCAUGUUGUAUGUCGGGUUGUGAAAAUCAGCCCAACGACCCAGAAUGGGAAAAAGCGUGUUCAAAAAUAGCAAUGUACUUCGGAGAAGCGUGUUUGAACUUUUUGAAAACUGAUAUUUCGUUCGAAAACCGAUCUAUUUUCACCAUAUUCGCUUCAUCACUCUGCGAGGUAUUCACGAAUGUGGAUUUUGAAAGUAUUCAUCGCCUCAACACAUUCGUACCUAUGCUUGCUGACAGUAAUAUUAUAGUGAGUUACUUGGUAGUCCUCGAAGCGCUGCGCUCUACGUAUUCCUAUGGCCAGAAACUCGAAGUGAAACAAACUAUUAUUGAUAUUAUUAAAACGCACCCGUCUACAGAAGUAAAAAUACAUUACCAUAUUGUGUUUAAAAAUUACUUUCUGAGAGAGA